This is a messenger RNA of Paramecium octaurelia, 439 nucleotides long. The record is from the annotation of a GenBank genome assembly. Lineage: Eukaryota; Ciliophora; Oligohymenophorea; Peniculida; Parameciidae.
AUGAUACAUGGGCAAUUGGAAGAAAUAUCCAUGAUUAUAAUAACCAUUUUAUUAAGAUCAACAUUUCUAGUAAUCUGAUCAAUUAUAAUAGUUAGGGAACUAUUUAAAAAUAAGAAAGUUUUCAGGAAUCUUAUAUUUUGAUGAAUUUAAUAAUCUCAAUAAUGAAAUGAUAAUAGUUAGUAGGGGAGAGUAUUUGUCUUUAAUUAGGAGACUGCACAGAAGUAUAUGAUAAAUGCACAGAGGAACAUUGGAAAGAGUAAUUUAGCUUUUAUGAUGUAUAAAAAUAAAAAUAAUAAAGAGUAUAGGUUAGAUACUAAAUGCAAUAGUGUUUGGAGGAGCUUGCAGAUAAUUUGUGAAACCAAGAACUUAAUUAUAUGAAAGGGAUGGAACAUUAAAUUAUAGAGGAGAUUUAAAAAAUUCAUUAAGUAGAGUUGAAUGA